Molecule: messenger RNA, 1230 nt
Organism: Rhododendron vialii
Lineage: Eukaryota; Viridiplantae; Streptophyta; Magnoliopsida; Ericales; Ericaceae
Exons: 1
Coding region: 271-1011 (246 amino acids)
Source: RefSeq, a predicted model, not a curated record
AAUAGUUGCUGUAUUUCCUUUUCUUUUGAUUAUUUUUAGGUCACAUAUUUUGCUGUACCAUAUUCCAGAAGAAUAUGCUAUUGGAAGUUGAGUACAAACCACGUGUCCGUUGUUCUUACCACAAUCUCUCUCUCAUCUUCUCCCCACUCCCUUUUGCUCUCACUUCUAGUCUGCUACCCUUGAAUGCAACCUCUUUUCUUUCCUCUGAAUCUCUCUCCACUUAUUCUUAUCCCCUCAUAACUCAAUUCCAUUCACUGCUUAGUUAUAGGGAUGACUGGUGUGGUUGGUCGAGGCAGUCGCACAAGUGACCCAAAAGAGAAACAACAUGAACAAGACCUCCAGACUCCCUCCUCGAAUAAACACCGUAGCCCUUUGCCUGGAGGCAGACCUUUCACUUUCCGGCAGCUCACCGCUGCUGCCACUGCCGCUCUCCUUGCCGCCGCCGGCAUGGUGGGUGUUGAGGACUUCGCCUUCGUAGUCUUCUCUCUUAUCUACAUGUACUUCCUCUCAAGAGUUGCUUUCCCACGGCUCUCUCCAUCUAUGGAGUCCCCAGUCUUUGGCCGAAACAACAAGGUUCUGAGUAAUUACAUACUCAUAGCAGCCCUUAUCGGACUCGUUCUUCCUAUAGCAUACAUUAUUGAAGGAAUCUUUGAUAAUGAUAAAGAGGGUAUCAAAGCUGCAGCUCCACAUGUUUUUCUGUUAUCCAGUCAAGUCUUCAUGGAAGGAGUGUCCGCCUCCGAUAAGUUUUCGUUACCGAUCCGAGUUUUUGUGCCGGUUUUUUACAAUUCGAGGAGGAUUUUCACCAUUGUGGAUUGGAUGAGGGCCGAGAUUUCAAAGGCGGAUGAAUUGCAGAGCCAGAGUGGGAGUAGGAGAUUGUACGUUGGAAGAUGGCUUGCCGUAGCUAAUAUGGCUUUGUGGUGCUUCAAUCUUUUUGGGUUUUUGGUGCCCGUUUAUCUUCCUAAAGCUUUUAAGACAUACUAUUCUGGUUACAAGGUUAACGACAAGAUAUGAAUCAGGAUAUGGGACUAAUUAUGUGGCUAUAUUGGGUAACUGUUACCUUAAAGGUUGAGCAGAAAGUGUUUGCUUGAGCUUUGGUCUUUGUGACCUGGCUUUUAUACUAUAACAUCUUAGUUUAAGUCUGUACAUCUCCUGUAAUGGACACUUUUCGAAUUUAAGUUUGCACACGAUGUACUAGUUAGUUACAGUUAUACGCGACCACCUCUUUUUGUA